GAGGACGAGGACAAGGACGAGGACAGAGAGGAGGACGAGGAGGAGUGAAAUGAGACGUUCUUCUUCUUUAAGUGUGGAACCAUGAGACAAGCUAUGGAGGACGAUGUCAGCGAGGUGCUGUCCGGUGUGGUGGAGGACGUCGGUCGAGCUGUCCACAGAAACGUUAGCGGAGCUCAGCUUCUGCAGGAACUGCUCAAUGCGCCGUGGCUGCACGCUCUGCUGAAGAUUCAUGAGUGCCUGGUGCAGUUCCAGAGGCUGACGCCGAGCCCCAUCCUGCCCCAUGCAUCAGGACUCUCACAUGAGAUCAUGUCUGUCAUACAGGAGGUCCCCCAUCCCUCAGCUGAAGCCCGAGAGCUCCACAGCCUCCUCAGCUCACCACACAUCCAGGCCCUGCUAUCGUCCCACGACAGUAUAGUCCAUAUAGACCAUGGACCAGUUUUACCGCCUCUGCCUGAUGAGAUGCCUGAAGGCGAGGAGGCCGCGAGGAUCGUCUGUGUGGUGAAGAACAAGCAGCCGCUGAAUAAAGAAGUGUGCAGAGGAGUUGUAGGACCUGGAGAUGGAGCGAUUCGUACUCGUUGGAGCAGCCUUCGGCGCCUCACACUGCAGCGCCUCGUCCCCGUGAGGAGGGCAUGGUCUGGGGAGGAGCUCAGGCCUCUGCCCCUCCCCAGAGGAAGACAGUCCCGCCCCUUUCUGCCUCACUACGAAUCAACAGGAACCUCCUCUUUGUGUCCAUACACCGCAGAGCUUUGGAAGAAAGGGCUCAACAAAUCAGCUCCCUCCGUCUGUAGCUCCACCCCCAGCAAGGGUUCAUUUUCAGAGAAACCCAAACACAGCAAAGGAGAAGGUGCCUGUACUGAUGUGGGCAGUGAUGACUAUGCCUACCCUCCUCCUCCAGUCCCAGCUUACAGCCUUCCCAACACCCCUGCCAUGUACAAAAAGGGGGCUACAGGGGGACACUCAAGGAACGUCCCUACACCAGGCAGAACCUCUUCUUUCACUGGGAUGAACUCUCUUAGAGCCCAUACAGCACCUUCUAGUCCUGCAGUUCAUCGCUCCACUCAGCAGCAGGGGGUUAACACUCUCCCCACACCUGGCAGGCAACAUCGGUAUCAAACUGGAUCUCAUAGCAAACACCAAGCAGAGCUCCAAAAUCGCCCUGUGAUCCAGACUGCUCCUUGUCACAAAGGACACCAGAACCAACCACAACGGACACAAAAUGAGCAGCGCCAACCAAAACUCCAUCAACAUCAACAUCCUGUUGAGUUCACCAAACAGCGCCGCAUGGAUGAGCUCAGGUCCACUGUCCAGACAGUGUCCAGCAGCAUCAAGCACAGCAGUCAAGACGUCCACCGUCUUGGCCACAAGAUGAUGGCAGGGACAGAGAUGAUCACAGACAACGUGGAAGACAACGCCCAGGCCCUCAACCUGCUGACUGAGGUGGUUGACAAGCUCCAGGGGCUCAUUGUGGCCAGCAAACAACCCAAGCCGUCACCUUCAUGCAGGCCGACACAGCACGCCCCUCCCCCACCUCCUCCAAGGGUCUCAACAGUGGUCCGCAAACCUCCUACACCCUACCCAUGCCGCCUCUCAUCGUCCCCUUCUUCUGGCUCUUCCUCACCUUCAUCUGUCAGUUCUUGUGCAGACGGCUUUGCAACAUCUCGGAGUCCGAAACAAAUGAACGGAGGCUCGAAGAAGAAGGUGGUGACCUUUGUUGGCACCCACAAGGCAGGUGGCAAUGGUAGUAAUGGACAGGUGAGGCUCAACAAUGGAUCCAUUUCUACAGCACCUCUGGAGGACCAACAAGACUGUAACACCACCGGCUGCUUGACAACCAAGAAGAAGAAAAAGAAGAAGAAUUAGACCAAAACAGAUCAGACCGGUCCUCGUCUACUCUGACCAUGAAAACAGACACUGACUUAAAGACCUCUACUUCAACCUUUUUAAUAGAGUUAGAUCUUAUAAAACU
This is a messenger RNA of Larimichthys crocea (large yellow croaker), 1966 nucleotides long. RefSeq lists its product as uncharacterized. Gene Ontology annotation, molecular function: protein binding. Bases 82 to 1860 code for a protein of 592 amino acids. Lineage: Eukaryota; Metazoa; Chordata; Actinopteri; Sciaenidae. The record is from RefSeq and is a predicted model, not a curated record. The transcript is spliced from 8 exons.